AUGAGGGGCUCUGACACGAGCAGUGCCUUGUCCGUUGGCUUUGGUACAGUCCAUGGCAUCCAUUCGACACCGGCCCCACCAGCGGCACGAAGCACCUCCACAUCGAGACCUGAUCUCGCCUAUGAGACGUCGGCAAUUGUUCAGACAUCUGUGGACUCGAUGCCGUGUGCAGUCAAAUUCACCCAGGCACACAUCCUUGGCCAAACAAUAGCACAGCUGAGGCUGAGGUUUGGCGGCCAGGAAUAG
Penicillium lagena is the source of this 246-nucleotide messenger RNA. RefSeq lists its product as uncharacterized. The coding region runs from base 1 to 246 and encodes 81 amino acids. The transcript has a single exon. Lineage: Eukaryota; Fungi; Ascomycota; Eurotiomycetes; Eurotiales; Aspergillaceae. The record is from RefSeq and is a predicted model, not a curated record.